GAGAGGUGAAAUUGACACACUAGAACCAACAUUGUCAUACAGAUUCAAUUCUAAAUCUCUCUCCUACAGAAUGAUAAGAAUUAAGAAAUGACAUGUUAAAUGUGUGACAAACUAGAAAUUAUUGUCCUAUAACUUUUGAAGAGAAGGGGAGGAUUUAGCAUAAAUACUCAAUAUUUGAGGGACGAUUACAUGAAUGGUGCCAAGCUCCGAAGCAAAAUCCGGCGCAUUCGUCGCUAACCAACUAAACUGAAAAUGGCGCUACAAAUCCACACUCCAUCUUCUCCCCAUAAACCCUAUCGUCGCUAUCUUCCAUACACGCCCUUCUUCGUCCUCACCAAAUCCAGAUUCGCUGUUAAAACCCAAAAGCCCAUCGUCGAUUCCGAGCCUGUUGCUGAGCCUCCGCCGCCCAAAAAAGUGGCGGCACCGGGGUAAGGGUUUGGGUCAUCUUCUUCUACCCUCUCACCGCCGGGAAAGUCCACGGAGAAGCAGAAGAGCAAGAGAGAGAGGGCAUCGGUAAUCAGGCGGUCACCGGUUGAGACCCAGCUUUCUUAAGCAAAGAAGAAGAGGUUAAAUUUGAGGAGCAGAGGAGGAAUGAGAGUGCUUUUCCUCUUGCUUGGUUGGGGCUUGGUGGGAUCAUUCUUGUGGAGGGAAUUGUUCUUGCUGCAUCAGGUUUAUACUGCAGCAAAAAUAGAACAUGAAGGAUACGCAAGAUGAUUGGUCAGUUCUUGUCUUUAUUUUACAUUGUUCAACUUUACAUUUAGAAUGGCCCUGCUUCUCACCUGUCAUAGUACAUAAGGAAAUUGAUAAAGCAAACUUUUAUUAUUAAAGUGGAUCACAUUCAUAGCUGCUGCUAUCAUGUCUUGAGGAUUCAUUUAUCAGAUACGGAUUUAUGAUAUUUCUGUUUUGAAGUGGCUUUAAUAUGUAUGUUGCAGUUGUUGGAUCAAAUUUGUUGGGUGGAAACAUGCUUUGAUUUAAAUCCUUUUCUUUUUAUUUUCGUAAUCGUGGUAGUUUAAGGAAUGUUUGAGUGGUUUUUUUGAAGGGUUUUCUGAAGAUGUAUUCUUCCUCCAUUCAUGAUAUGCAGCAGUUUUAGUUGUAGUAAACAUUGGCAGUUGGCUGCAAAUGUGAAUUUUCAACAUUGCAGGACAAAGGUUUUUAAAUCUUUCAGCUAUAUGGUUCCAUUUGCAGGAAUGCCUAUCAGUCUCAGGUUGGUUCACCUAGCCUGUGUUGAGUUUAUCAAAUAUAAAUUCAGGCCUCAUAGUUAGGUGCAUUCUGAGAAUAGCACAUGCGAUGGUGGAGUUACUGCCAGGUGAACUGUUCACUGACUUCAGAACCACACCAUCCAUCUGCCUAGUUAAGGAAGAUGAAAAGAAAAAGAAAAGCAAGACAGAGAGGAAUUGUGACAUAAUAAAUAUGGCUUUUGUUUUUGUCCUAUGACGAGGAGUUUUAAUCUCUUUUCUGCUGCAGCAAUGAAGAGGCCUGUGAACUUCCUACUUUCUACUGCAUUGUGAAGCUCUUGAAUCAAUAAAAUCUGCAGGUUUGACGGCUGCUUAUAUAUUCAGUUUGCUGAAGCCGUCUUUUAUCAUCAAUUGACUUUUGUUCAUGCUGUUAUUUGUCAGUUACGCUUGUUUGGUUUGAGGGAAUGGAAAGGGGGGAGAGGGGGAGUUGAAGGGUAUCAUUUUCCUUCCAGUUCUUUCCCCAGCACUCCCUUAUU
Rubroshorea leprosula is the source of this 1711-nucleotide messenger RNA. The record is from the annotation of a GenBank genome assembly. Lineage: Eukaryota; Viridiplantae; Streptophyta; Magnoliopsida; Malvales; Dipterocarpaceae.